Cyprinodon tularosa is the source of this 2167-nucleotide messenger RNA. Its product is annotated as P2Y purinoceptor 14-like. The transcript is spliced from 2 exons. NCBI's taxonomy places the organism in Eukaryota, Metazoa, Chordata, Actinopteri, Cyprinodontiformes, Cyprinodontidae. Gene Ontology annotation, biological process: G protein-coupled receptor signaling pathway. Gene Ontology annotation, cellular component: membrane. The record is from RefSeq and is a predicted model, not a curated record. Gene Ontology annotation, molecular function: G protein-coupled purinergic nucleotide receptor activity. The coding region runs from base 113 to 1144 and encodes 343 amino acids.
CGCAGUUCUCAUCUGCCGCUCAGGUGACUCACUUUACACCAAAGGGACUGAGACUGAAGGAACAGGUAACAUCUGCGUGGUCCUGCGCUGCACAGCUGGCUCUACAUCAGGAAUGGAGAACAAUAACUCGGCCAAGAUGAUGAACAACACUGACUCUGAAAGCUUCUUCAUCGCGCAGGUCCUUCCUCCUCUCUACAUCAUCAUCUUCAUUGUGGGAAUAUGUCUGAAUGCGGUGGCUGCCUGGAUCUUCUUCAGAGUCCCGGCCGACUCGGGACUGGUUGUCUACUUGAAGAAUAUGGUGGUGGCUGACCUCCUCAUGCUGUUCUCCAUCCCUUUCAGAGUGGCCAAUUACUUUGGUUUUAAUAGUUGGUAUCUAGAGAUGAUCAAGUGUCGCUACACUGCUGUGCUGUUCUACUUUUCCAUGUAUGUGGGAAUCUUCUUCAUUGGCCUCAUUAGCCUUGAGCGCUACGUCAAGGUUGUUUACCUUGCUCCUUCUUCCUCCACCAUCACCUCCUCAUGGUCCAGAUGUAAUCCAGUGUCUAUACUACACCUUAUACAGAGUGCCACCUUUGCCCGGGUUCUGGCAGUCCUCACAUGGAGUCUCUUUUUCAUUUGUUGUUCCCCCAAUUGCAUACUGACAAGCAAUCUGUCCAGAAACAUCACUAAAUGCAUGGACAUGAAAACACCUCUGGGGAAGCAGUGGCACAAUGCGUCUAGCAUGGCCAGCGUGUCUGUGUUCUGGGUGACACUCAUUAUAGUGACCUUUUCAUACAUGUCUAUCGCUCACCAGGUGUGUAAGACGUACCGCAGAAUGCGACGCGACACAAGUGACAUUUGCCGCAAGUCCAACCGCAGCAUCUUUAGCAUCCUGGCAGUGUUUUUCAUCUGCUUUGUGCCGUACCACAUCUGCCGGGUGCCGUUCACUCUGAGCCAGGAUUCCGAUAACAACUUCUCUGACAACACCAAGUUUUGGCUUCUGCAGAUAAAGGAGGGAACACUCUUCAUGUCCGCAAUGAAUGUCUGCCUUGACCCUGUGAUCUACUUCCUGAUGUGUGGAACGUUCAGAGACUCCCUUAUAAGGAAACUGUCAGGGAGACAGAGAAGUAGGUCACUGACCACCGCUCAGAGCCUUAGCAACAUCUAGGAGACGAGGACAAGGAGUAAGGAGACAGGAGGAGACUAAGGACAAAGAAAUGUAAAGCCAGGAGAAAAUGGGCAAAAGAGAGACUGAGGUAAUUAGAGGAAAUCCAUAAAAAACCAACAAUGCUGGAAUUCAUGGUGACCAAAGUCAUUCAACGAGGGCUGGUAUCUUACAUGUUUUAGCUCAAUCACUGCCUAUCUACAGAUGGCCCAUUACCAGACUCCUUGUUGUCAUUGCGGCUUCAAUCGUGUUGGAGCAAGAAGACAUCUAAAACAUGCAUAACACCAGCACUUGGCAAUCGAAGUUUCCAAACCCUUAUAGAGGAUGUGAGGAAACAGGAGACGCGAAGUGAUGAAAGAGGACAGACGAGACAUAAUAGUAAACAUAAACUAUAAGGCCAUCAACAAGAACCCAAACACAUCAACAACAACCUUGACUCCUUGACAUUCUGCCUCUGGAUCAUGAGAUGACUGUUAUUGUGAGCCGUUGCCAUGGAUACACAUAAUCAUCACCCUAAUCAGUGUUGUUCAAGUUGAGAUAAACAGACUUUUUGUUUACUUCACUGCUCCACUGAAAACCUGUGUGCAAAUAUAGUUCACUUUUUCUCUGUUUGUGAGUAAGUAAAGCUGAGUUGUUGUCCGCUCAUUGUGCUGUUUCCAGGUUGGACCCCAUGGUGCCUUAGUAAUUGCCCUAAUUCUUCAUGUUGUGGUUUUAAACAAAGUGUCAGAAGAGUUGUUGUUUCUUAUCAGCAUAAAGAUCUACAGGUCCUGCUCUACCACAUUCAAAAGUCGACCUGCUUAACUGAGAUCUGGUGACCGUGAACCUGUUGAGUUGCUUCAGAAAACCAUUAAAGUUUGUCUGAACCUUUGGACAUCUACUGGAAUUAGCCUUAAGAUAACUUGUCCUCUCUGGUCUCUGUCAAGAAAAAAAGAAAGAGGAAAUGUUGGAGAGUGAAGUAAAACUGGAUUAUGAUGACCGAGCAGAAACGCUGCGAUAGCUGCAAAGUCAUAAUGGUUCAUCUGAGUC